AUGUCCAUACCAAAGGAGCCGGAACUGGUGAUGAAACAGAGAGAUGGAUCCGUGCUGGGGAAGAGGACAAUUCUCAAGAGCGACCAUUUUCCUGGCUGCCAGAACAAACGCUUGUUUCCCCAGAUUGAUGGUGCCCCCAAUUACCGCAAGGCUAACUUGUUACCUGUACAUGGUGUUGCUAUCCCAACUAUUGAUGGCAUUCGGAAUGUCCUCAACCACAUUGGGGCUCAAAUGAAUGGGGAUCAAAUUCACGUACUUUGGAUUAAUCUCCGUGAGGAACCGGUAAUAUAUAUUAACGGCCGACCUUUUGUUCUGCGUGAUGUGGAGCAACCUUUCUCGAAUCUGGAAUAUACGGGUAUUAACAGGGUCAGGGUUGAGCAAAUGGAAGAUCGAUUGAAAGAGGAUGUCCUCAUGGAAGCUGCUAGAUACGGAAAUAAGAUCCUUGUAACUGAUGAACUUCCAGAUGGUCAAAUGGUUGAUCAAUGGGAACCAGUUACGCAUAAUUCCAUUAAAACACCACUAGAGGUGUACGAGGAACUGACAUGGAAGUACAUUGUCGACUACGAGCGUGUUCCUGUAACGGAUGAAAAAUCACCUAAAGAGCAGGAUUUCGAUGUUCUGGUUCAUAAAAUUUCUCAAGCUCAUAUAAGGACUGAGAUAGUUUUUAAUUGCCAAAUGGGUCGUGGACGAACAACUACUGGGAUGGUGAUUGCUACUUUAAUUUAUAUCACUCGAAUAGGAGCUUCAGGUAUUCCAAGAACCAAUUCUAUGGGAAAAAUUGCUGAUUUUGGUUCUAGUGUCACUGACAACUUACCAAACUCGGAGGAGACAAUCCAUAGAGGAGAAUAUCCAGUCAUUAGAAGCCUGAUUCGGGUUCUGGAGGGUGGCGUUGAAGGCAAAAGACAGGUUGACGAAGUAAUUGACAAAUGUGCCUCUAUGCAGAACUUGCGUGAAGCUAUUGCUACUUAUCGAAGUAGUAUAUUGCACCAAACUGAUGAAAUGAAGAAGGAAGCAUCCCUUUCCUUUUUUGUGGAGUACCUAGAGAGAUAUUACUACCUUAUUUGUUUUGCUGUAUAUCUUCAUACGGAAAGAGAAGCACAUCAGCCUGUGUUCCCUGGUCAAUGCAGUUUUACUGACUGGAUGAAAGCCAGACCGGAGCUCUAUAGCAUAUUGCGGAGAUUGCUGAGGAGAGACCCGAUGGGAGCGCUUGGUUAUGCAAAUCUAAAACCUUCUCUAGCAAAAAUCGCUGAAUCUGCUGAUGUCCGCCCUUUUGAGAUGAGUCAAGUUGCUGCCCUAAGGAAUGGAGAGGUUCUUGGAAGCCAAACUGUUCUAAAAAGUGACCACUGUCCUGGUUGUCAACAUCCUAGUUUACCGGAGAGAUUGGAGGGUGCCCCUAAUUUUAGAGAGAUUCCGGGAUUUCCGGUCUAUGGGGUUGCAAAUCCAACUGUGGAUGGUAUUCGAUCUGUAAUUCAGAGGAUUGGAAGUUCAAAAGGUGGCCGUCCUGUAUUCUGGCACAACAUGAGAGAAGAACCUGUUAUUUACAUCAAUGGAAAACCAUUUGUACUUCGUGAAGUUGAAAGGCCAUACAAAAAUAUGCUGGAGUAUACGGGAAUUGAUUGUGAAAGGGUAGAAAGAAUGGAAGCUCGAUUGAAAGAUGAUAUUUUGCGGGAAGCUGAAUGCUAUCAAGGUGCCAUAAUGGUCAUCCAUGAAACUGAUGAUGGACAAAUUUUUGAUGCUUGGGAGCAUGUGAGCCCCGACGCUGUUCAGACACCACUUGAGGUAUUUAGGUGCUUUGAAGCUGAGGGUCUCCCCAUCAAGUAUGCACGUGUUCCUAUCACUGAUGGAAAAGCUCCAAAAAGUUCUGAUUUUGACACCUUGGCUAUGAACAUUGUAUCUGCUUCCAAAGACACAGCUUUUGUUUUUAACUGUCAGAUGGGUAUUGGACGGACAACAACAGGUACUGUCAUUGCUUGCCUUCUUAAACUUCGGAUAGAUUAUGGGAGGCCUGUUAAAAUAUUAGUUGAUGGCACAUCACAUAAAGAGUUGGGCUGCAGUAUGCCAAGUGACGAUGAAAGUGAAGAUCAUUUUUCGGUGUCAAAUUCUGUUUUGGCAAAAAGUAGGUCUGGAAAGGAUUCAAGUCGUGAAUUUGGGAUAAAUGACAUCUUGCUGCUAUGGAAGAUAACUAGAUUAUUUGAUAAGGGGGUGGAAUGCCGAGAAGCAUUAGAUGCUAUAAUUGAUCGAUGUUCAGCACUGCAGAAUAUACGCCAAGCUGUCUUGCAAUACAAAAAGCUAUUUAAUCAGCAGCAAGUUGAGCCUAGAGAAAGGAGAGUAGCGCUGAAUCGCGGUGCUGAGUAUUUAGAGCGCUAUUUCCGUUUAAUUGCUUUUGCAGCAUAUCUGGGAAGUGAAGCCUUUGAUGGAUUUUGCAGACAAGGAGAAUCAAGAAUGACUUUUAAGAGUUGGUUACAUCGAAGACCAGAGGUCCAAGCAAUGAAAUGGUCUAUCAGAUUAAGGCCUGGGCGAUUUUUCACUGUCCCUGAGGAGUUAAGAGCUCCACAUGAAUCUCAGCAUGGGGAUGCUGUCAUGGAAGCAAUUUUAAAGGAUCGCAGUGGUUCAGUUUUGGGGAAAGGGUCUAUUCUUAAGAAGUACUUCUUUCCUGGUCAAAGAACUUCUAACCAUAUACAAAUUCAUGGUGCACCACACGUCUACAAGGUGGAUGGAUAUCCAGUGUAUAGCAUGGCGACACCAACAAUAGCAGGAGCAAAAGAGAUGUUAGCGUAUCUAGGCGCCAAGCCCAAACCAGAAGGAAAUGCCCCUCAGAAAGUAAUUUUGACUGAUUUACGGGAGGAAGCUGUUGUUUAUAUCAACAAUACACCUUUUGUACUUAGGGAACUAAAUAAGCCCGUCGAUACACUUAAACACAUAGGAAUCACUGGUCCGGUGGUGGAACACAUGGAGGAACGUUUAAAAGAAGAUAUAAUAUCUGAGAUUAGACAAUCUGGUGGUCGAAUGCUUUUACACCGAGAAGAAUAUAACCCCGCACUGAAAAAGGCCAGCGUCAUAGGGUAUUGGGAGAAUAUUUUUGUGGAUGAUGUCAAAACUCCUGCUGAGGUAUAUGCUGCCCUUAAGAAUGAAGGGUGCAAUUUGGCAUAUAGGAGGAUACCGUUAACUAGAGAAAGAGAAGCUCUACCUUCAGAUAUUGAUUCUAUCCAAUACUGUAAGGAUGACUCUGCAGGGUCUUAUCUAUUCGUAUCACACACAGGCUUUGGAGGGGUUUCCUAUGCUAUGGCUAUCAUUUGCAUAAGACUUGAAGCAGAGAUAGCGUUAACAUCAUGCAUUCCCCGACCGUUGGCUGGAACUCAAUAUCCAUUUCGUUCACCUGAAGACAAAAAAACUUCUGGUGAUGAAGCACGCAAAAUGGGUGAUUACAGGGACAUUCUAAGCCUCACUAGAGUUCUUCUUCAUGGACCUGAGAGCAAAGCAGAUGUUGACAUUGUUAUAGAAAGGUGUUCAGGUGCUGGACAUCUACGAGAUGAUAUUCUGUACUACAUCAAGGAACUUGAGAAGCUUUCGGAUAAUUGCGAUGAUCAUCGAGCAUAUCUUGUGGAUAUGGGUAUUAAAGCUUUAAGGCGGUACUUCCUCCUGAUCACGUUUAGAUCCUAUCUCUACUGCACUUCUGCAGCCGAGAUGAGAUUCACAACUUGGAUGGAUGCCAGGCCUGAACUUAGCCAUCUUUGUAACAAUAUUAGGAUUGAUAAAUGA
Molecule: messenger RNA, 3759 nt
Organism: Fraxinus pennsylvanica
Lineage: Eukaryota; Viridiplantae; Streptophyta; Magnoliopsida; Lamiales; Oleaceae
Source: the annotation of a GenBank genome assembly